Coregonus sp. 'balchen' is the source of this 3271-nucleotide messenger RNA. NCBI's taxonomy places the organism in Eukaryota, Metazoa, Chordata, Actinopteri, Salmoniformes, Salmonidae. The record is from the annotation of a GenBank genome assembly.
AUGAAAAAUGCCUGCAUGCAAUAUGUGCUCUCUCUCUGAGUGAGAAAUAACUGAAAUUACAUUCUGUUCUUGCCAAUACAAACUCCCUACUAUCUGAUUCUCCAUUGGCUGUUGCAUGCUGAGUUCUUAUGACCGUGUUCCAAUUCUGAUGGCUGAACUGUGUUCUUCUGUCCCUAGGUGAUGGCUCAGCAGGCCGGGGCUGGGCGCAGGUAUAUCCGGGCGUUUGUGAGCGGCUUCUUCGUGGCAGUGCCCGUCACUGUCACUGUUCUGGACCGCUUUGCCUAUGUAGCACGAGUAGAAGGAGCCUCAAUGCAGGUGAGACACAUGCUUUCUACUUUUCUAUCUCUCUCCCCCUCUCCAUGCUUUCUCCAUCAAUUCCUACUGAUGUUGUUGUACUUUUACAAAGCCCCACUUUCCAUUUGUAGCAGAGUUAAUUUUAUCUAGGUAUCUAUCAUACAGUACAGAGAGGGAGAGGUUCUCUUGAAUGUAAUCAAUUGGCCUUACCCCACCCCCUACAAUUGCCAAUAUCACAGAAGACAUUUAGCCUUACUGAGAUUCAGAAGCCAUACAAUACAACAUAUGUCAUACUUCAUGGCCUGGGUUGACACUUAGCGUGAUGAAAUACAUCAAAUGUAUCUCACAGCUUUUCUCACAUUAAGAAAACAUAAACACUUGUUUUAAACCUCUAUAUUUAAUGCACAUCCAUCUUUCAUUCUGCUGUCAAACAGAGUUAAUCUGGUAUACACAUGUAGCUAUAAGUCAGUCGGGCAACCAAGACCCAUUGGUUUCACCUCAUUGGCUGGGUUUUGUCCUCCGUGUUGACAGUGUUGGAUGGCAGUUUAGCUUCUUGGGAAUGGUUGACUAGAGAAUCCAUACAGCGUGAUAUUGUAACAUGGGAGCUGAAGGGUUUUAUAGAAGCUCUAACACAGCUAAAGAAAGUUAAAUUUCUUUGGAAUAAUCCUAAAUAAAGAGAUCUUUCAGUCAUAGUUUUGUUUGUACCAUCCCAUAUGACGUAAUUAGCAUCCUAGUAUAUUUACAUGGUUUUCUAAGAAAGUAAGAAAAGUAACAACAAAUGUUUGUCUGAAGAAGAUCGUUAUUGAUCUCCCUCCUCCUCCUCCUCCUCCUCCUCCUCCUCCUCCCAUACUACUACUUAGUAAGUCAAUACAUUCAGAUACUGAAGGCUGUUUACAUUGUUGGAGUUGUUCAGAUUUCUCUAUGUUAUAGUUGUGUAGACAGACAGUUGCCUCACUUUGCCUCUCCUCCUACAAGACCGUGAUAGUUUAAACUAGAUUCCUUACAAAACCCCUGCAUUGUCUUGCCUUAGGCUGCAGUCUUCACAAGAUUGAAUUGUUGACCAGACAAUCUUAUUUGAUUGAACUUUCCUUGUCUCCUGUGUUGUUUUUUUUUCUGUUUUCAUUAAUUCUAGGGCGCUUUCAAGCUAGCAAGAUAUACAUUUUUGAAACAAUACAGCAUGUAAUAUGGUAAAAUAUGACUGAAAGUGAAAAUGAUAAUGUAUCCAACUGUAUCAGAUAAAUUCCGCGGCUGGCAGCACUCGUAUGGGAUAUUUAUUUUCGUCAGAUGGAUAAGAGAUAUUCUGUCAAUUACCCUGGCAAGCGUGAAAUGGCCUGUGCACAUUCUGUUUAAUGAAUCAUUCUGCCUGUGUCAUGUCACCCGCCGCUUGGAGCGGGGCUUCGUCACACACUAGCUCUUCGAUAAAGUGACACAGUUGUAAGAAUAAAUUAUUUAUGUUGGGGGAUUUCACAGACUAUAGGCCUACUAUACAGUGUACGAUAGAGUUACAGUCAUGGUUGUUGAGAAACCCUCUUGCGUUUCCCAUUGAGGGUGAAAUUGUUAAUUUUGUGGACUCACUGGGUAAGGAGAGUUAUACUGGGGCAUGUUCACAAGGUACAAAACUGAGGGAAACUUGAAGGUACUAAACUUGUCCAACCCUGAUGUACUCUGUAAGGGACUGUAGGAAUUAUGUGCAUCAUCUUGUUUGUGUUGUUGUUUAGAUUAUUGACCUCUGUACUGACCCUUGCCCCGAGACAUGGCUGUUGACUUCUAUGGCUUUAGACUCUAUAGUUAGUUAGCCUACAGCCACGUCUCAGGGCAACCCUUCCACUCCAAUAGAUUUAAAGGUAUGACGUGUGUUUCACCCAUAUCUGUCGGUGUGAAUCUGUAGACACAGGAAGACAUACAGGUAGGCUAGAUACAGAAUUUAGCUCAGUAUGGCAGGAGCCCGCUUCACUUCUUUAAGAGGAAUAUGUCAUUCUGAAUAUGUCACUCUUGGAGGAAUAUGUAAUUCUGUGGUGUUCAGUCUGUCUUCUGUUCCCUGGUUGCCCUCUGCUUGGCCCUUGUUGCUGUUCUUCUGUCCUGGACACUAAUGACAAUGUUGCUCGUUUCCCCUGUUCCUUGUUUCUUUCUGAUGUGAAACAGACAUAGACUCACCUUUUUUGUGUUUUUUGUGUGUGUGUCUCCUCAGCCCUCCCUGAAUCCUGAGGGGAAUGUGACAGGGUCUGACGUGGUGCUCCUGAACCGCUGGAGUGUGAGGAACUACCAAGUACGACGAGGUGACAUCGUAUCAGUCCUGUAAGUAACCAAGUUUUAACCACGUUUACAUCGACUUUUGUUUGUUUGUUUGCUGUCAGACAAGCUGGGACCUUGUUAGUUGCUAAGAUCAAGUGGAUUUGGAUAAACACUCUCUCCCGUUCUGUCCCUCUUUCUCUCUCUCUCUCCCUCCACCUCUGGAGUAGGCCCCUCUGCCCACGGCUGACUGAGCAGUGACGUUCUGCUCCCCUAUAACUCCCCUGUGCCGUUUUUAAAAUAGAGAACCUGUUGACACUGUUGGCUCCACAGCCGAGACAGAGGAGGGAGGGAGGGAGGGAGGGAGAGAUAUUACCAAGACUCCAAUUAGAGCACCACACAGCCACGUCAAGGCUCCCUGCUUUCAGACAUACUCUUUGUUCUGAAGCACCGUGGAAAGCCAAAUGUGGCCCUGGCUGCUAAUGAAAAAGACUCUCUCAGAAAUGGCAUCAUAUUCCCGAUAUAGUGCACUACCUUUGACCAUAGGGCUCUGGCCAAAAGCACUACACUAUGUCGGAAAUAGGGUGUUAUUUGGGAUGCAGUUAAAAUCUCCCCUGAAAUAAAGUAUUUUCUCUCUCUUUCUCUCUCCUCGUAGGCUCAAGUCCCUGGUCGCAGUUAUCCCAGACUACUUAUCUCAGUCUUUGUUUUUGCAAUGGCUGCUGAGACAUCAUUGUGUGAUAACGCAGCU